AUGGAUAAAACAGCAGUUGAUAAUAGUAACAUAAUUGAAACAAAUAAUGAUGCAUGUCAAUGUAAACUCUAUGCCAUAGAACGUGGUUAUUGGAAAGAUCCAUAUUUAAAAAUUCUUGCUGGUUCAUCUCAUCAUGAACGUCGUACACCUGAAAUAAGCCUUGGUUAUUAUGUACGUGUACAUGGACUUCGUUAUCUCAUUGAAAAAUUUAUAAAAUUAACAAAUAAUCAAUGUCAAAUAAUAAAUUUAGGUUGUGGUUUUGAUACAACAAUAUUUUAUUUAUUAGAUAAUGAUAAUCUUCAAUUUAAACAUUUUAUUGAUAUGGAUUUUGAUGAAAUAACAGAAUUAAAAUCAAAUAAAAUUCGUCGUUUAUCUACUCUUCAUAGUAAAUUACCAACAGAAAAUCAUUCGUUGAAAAUUCCAUGUGGUUUUCAUUCAUCUCAAUAUACAAUUUUACCAGUUGAUCUUCGUGAUUUAUCACAAUUAGAUAAUCAAUUUAAAUUUCUUUUUGAUAAUCAAAUACUUGAUGCAACUAAACCAACAUUAUUUUUAUGUGAAUGUGUAUUAAUUUAUAUGUCAAAUGAACAUUCAUUAAAUUUAUUAAAAUAUUUAACGAAAACAUUUUCUUCAUGUUGUUUAUUUUUAAAUUUUGAACAAAUUAAUAUGAAUGAUCGUUUUGGAGAAAUUAUGUUUGAAAAUUUAAAACAUCGUUCAUGUCAUUUAAUUGGUAUGGAAUCAUGUCAAUCAAAAGAAAGUCAAUGUCAAAGAUAUUUAAAUGCAAAUUUUACUUCAUCAUCUUGUUUAACAUUAAAUGAGUAUUACAAAAAAUAUUUAAAUAUUGAUGAAAAAACACGAAUUGAAAAAAUAGAUGGUGGUCUAGAUGAAAAAGAAUUAUUAGAACAAUUAUUUGAACAUUAUUGUUUUUCUUGGGCUUAUAGAGAUGAAAAUAAUAUUGGUUUAAAUACGAUAACUUUUAAAUAA
Molecule: messenger RNA, 981 nt
Organism: Adineta steineri
Lineage: Eukaryota; Metazoa; Rotifera; Eurotatoria; Adinetida; Adinetidae
Source: the annotation of a GenBank genome assembly